This is a messenger RNA of Hydra vulgaris (swiftwater hydra), 3178 nucleotides long. Its product is annotated as gamma-aminobutyric acid type B receptor subunit 2. NCBI's taxonomy places the organism in Eukaryota, Metazoa, Cnidaria, Hydrozoa, Anthoathecata, Hydridae. The record is from RefSeq and is a predicted model, not a curated record. Gene Ontology annotation, biological process: G protein-coupled receptor signaling pathway; gamma-aminobutyric acid signaling pathway. Gene Ontology annotation, cellular component: G protein-coupled receptor heterodimeric complex; membrane. Gene Ontology annotation, molecular function: G protein-coupled GABA receptor activity.
AAUAUUGGUCCACAACAGUCCGAAAAAACAACAAACUUUACAUGGUUUUAUUAUAAAAUUAGCUUAAAUUUUUUCUUUGAAAACCACAUUUUGACUUUCUGAGGACGCUGAUUGACACAAUCCCAAGUUAAAAACAUUAUUGAUGAUUUCAAAAAUAUGCAUCUUUUUCAAGAACUUGUUUUUAAUGUUUAUACUGACUAAUAAAGCCGAAAAUAUAACGAAAUAUCAAAAUAUUGAUACCACUUCGACAUCAUCAAAUUCAAGUCUAGAACAAACACUUGUUACAAAAACGUUUAACGUUUAUUCAAGCAAGAGUAAUACCAGCUCAAAUAACUCAAAAAAAACAAUUAAAUUUGGAGCCCUACUUCCGUUUAAUACAAACCAUGAUCAGUAUAACUAUGCAUCUGCUUUAAGAGUUGCAGCUAAUCUAAUUAAUAAAAAUCAAAACAUUUUGGCAAAUUAUAACAUUCAAGUUGAAGCUUUGGAAACUGCGGGCAUAACAGGUUUUGCAUUGGUAAAGCUUUUUAACCUUUUGGAGAGGGAAUCAAAAGUUGCAAUUAUAGGACCAACAAAUACAAAACAAGUCAUGAUUACGUCUAAAUUAUGCUCCAAAAGAAACAUACUGCAGAUAUCUUUUUCUGCCAAUGAUCCGAUGCUAGGAGAUAAAUAUCAAUUUCCUACAUUAUUUAGAAGUAAUCCUGAUAGAAUGUCUAUUAACUUAGCACAAAUAAGUUUAUUCAAAUACAAUGGUUGGAAAAGAACAGCUAUUCUUUAUGACUUAGAAGAUCAGGUUAUUUUUCAGACAUCUCAAGAACUAUAUCAACUCAUGAUUACUAAUAGUAUUAAUGUUACUUUUGAAUCAUUUGCAAGUUCUCAUUUAUCACCAUCUUAUAACAUCAUAAGAGAGAAAAUAAAAUUAUUUAAGGCAUUAGAUAUUCGAAUCAUUAUGUUAGGAGCAAAAGCAGCAAGUCUAAAGUACAUUUUUUGUCAAGCUUACAGUCAAAAUAUGACAGGUCCAAAAUAUCAAUGGAUUGUUUUCUUUGAAGAUGUAUUUAGUGAUUGGUACAGUUCAAAAAAUCUUCGCAACAUAAAUUGUACAUCUGAUCAACUUAUUAUCGCUAGUAAAGGAUUCAUAUACUUAAAAUUUCACCCCUUAAGAAAAGAUGGUGUUAUCACAAUUGCUGAUAAAACAGCAGACGAAAUAUGGCAACUUGUUAAAGAGCAAGUAAACUCUUUAUAUCGUGUACCACCAAAAUCAAUUGUCUAUAAUGAGCUUUCAAUGUAUGCGUAUGAUGGAUUAUGGGCAUUAGCUAUUUUGUUAGAUACGGCUGAAAAAGAGUUAGACAACUUUAGCAUAGAUUUGCUGUUAGAAAGAAAUGCAAGUAUUGUUAUGAAAUUGGCUUACUUGAUGGAAAAAAUCAAAUUUCAAGGAGUUUCAGGACAAUACAGCUAUUUGGGAAAUAAUUCAAGAGAUAGAUUUGGAGAUAUACUUUACAUUCAAUUUAGUCCAAAUGGAACCUAUAAUGAAAUUGGGUAUUUCAGUUCAAAUCUUAGAAAGGUUUAUCUUAACACUACCAAACAAAAACUGAUAAUACCAGGUUUUUUAUUUCCAAAGGAUGGACCAGUUAUUAUUGAAAUGGCAAUAGUUUACAGUUUGCCGAUGCUUAUUACAAUUUGGAUUUUUAUAGCUGCUGGUAUUAUCCUUUCACUGUUUUUUCUCUUUGCUAAUAUAAAACAUAGAAGUGUUGGACUUAUCAAACUUUCAUCACCAAAUAUCAACAGUGUCAUAAGUUUAGGCUGUAUUUUAAGUUAUUUGUCAAUUGUUCUAUAUGGGAUGGACUCAAGGAUUAUUAAAGUUGAAUGGAUUCCUUAUGCAUGUGAUGCUAUAAUUGUUACUUUGUCAACAGGGUUCACUCUUUCAUUUGGAGGUUUAUUUAGUAAAACAUGGCGCAUUUACAAAAUAUUCAUCAAGCCAAGAUCUUUAAGUUCAAGAGGUAUACGAGAUUUGCAUUUAUUUGGAAUAUUGUUUGUGUUGCUGUUAAUAGAUUUGAUAAUAUUCACUGUUUGGAUGACCACUUCACCUUUUACGCUACAUCGUUUUGAUAUGGAGCCAAUUAUAAAUAGUGCAGAAGAUAUUGUUAUUGUUCCUAAAGUUUAUCGCUGCAAGUGCAACUACCAGUAUCAUUAUUUUGUUGCUAUAUAUGUUUACAAAGGAUUUCUUCUUAUAUUUGGCUUAUUUAUGGCAUGGGAAACUAGAAACAUCAAAAUAGCUGUAAUUAAUGAUUCAAAAAAUAUAGGUAUGGCAGUUUAUAAUGUUGCUGUAUUAUCUGUUAUUGCGAAUGUUGGUACAGCUGCUAUUCAACGAACAUACUAUUUUCAGAUUGGAUAUUUAUUAUUUUCAGUCUGCGUAAUUGUUUGCAAUACACUUACACUUUUACUUGUUUUUGCACCAAAGAUUCGGAUAUUAUUGCAUGGUUGUGAAGAUCCUCAUUUUAAAAAUGGUCGACCAAGUGUAACCCCUCAAAAUUCUAUUAAAGGAUCUCACCCAUCUACCCAUAAGACUUCUUUAAAGUUAUAUAUUACAAAGUGGACCAACCCUAUGAAAAUAGUGAAUGAUAAUAAUGUUUCUAGACAAUUGCCUUCACUGACUAACACGUACGGCAGCUACAGCAAUACUACAUAUGAUGACUAGUUCAUAAGAACUGAGGUACAAUCAAUCAAUUACAACAAAGUUGUCUGAUCACAAAUAUGGAAACUUUAGAAAACCUUUUUGAAGUUUUAUAACUGUUUAACACACCACACAGCUAUUCGUUAUUUUUAACAGUUUUAAAUACAAACAUGUGGAAAAUAUGUAAUUGAUAAUGUAAAUUAACUAUGAUUAUAACAUUUCUCAUCCCUGUGAUCAUUAACUCAUCUCCUUGUGAUUAUUCGGUCAUCUCUCAUUACUAUCAUCCCUGUGAACACUGAGUCAUCUCUCAUCAGUCUCAUCUCUGUAGUCAUUUAUUAUUUAUAAACUAGGAAACUACUACAAAUUUAUUAAUAUAAUAUAAAGUAUAGGUUGGAAACCGAGUACAUUUUUUUUUGCAAAUAUACUUUUAUAGUAUGGCUUGUAAUAGAUGUAUAUUUUGAAUAUGUAUAUCAUACAAACAUGAAUAGCAAAUAUACAUUCAAAGGAUAA